AUGGAAGGACCAAAUGGCCCAAGUCUUUAUCAACAAACCAUCUCAUCUUCACACAACACUCCUUCAUCAAUCAACAUUCAUACCAAUUCGUCUGCCAUUCUUCCAAUCGUUGAACCUCAUCAAAUUCUUUCUAAAGUACGCACCACCGGUGAUGCAUCAAUAACCUCAGAGAAGAUUUACGACGAAAUUGAUGAGUUAAAAUUCGAAAUCAAAACUCGAGCAGCUACAGCAGUCUCUGCAGCGAACAUCAAAGCUGUUAAAUCCAAAAGAUCUUCUUUCAUAUCAAAAAUUCUCAAUUUCCAUCGAAGCCGACCACAUUCACUUGCAAUACAUAACCACUGCCAAACUUUCAGGAUGUCUCCCUCUGCUUUACAAGAACGAGGGGCUCUUGAUACCGAACAUCGUCCUGCUGUAGUGUGUCCGCAAAGAUACACCAAGCUACAGGCCAUACCUUACAAGUGGCCUCAUGACGGUACACUUGACAGAUCUACUACAGCGUUAGUCAUUAUUGACAUGCAGAAAGAUUUUGCUUCUGCCGAGGGAUAUCUGGCAAAGCAAAACAUUGACAAUAAACCAAUUCUCGAUAUUGUCCCUAACAUUCGAAAACUUCUCGACACUUGCAGAGCCAAAGGGUAUCCAAUUUACCACACGCGUGAAGGUCAUCGGCCUGAUUUGUCCACCCUUUCCGAGCGUGAAAGGUACCGUUCAAAGAACAAUCCAUCUGGACUUGGUAUCGGUGAUCAUGGCCCACUAGGACGCCUCUUGAUCCGUGGGGAGAGAGGUCAUGAGAUUAUCGAUGAAUUGGCGCCUCGAUCAAAUGAACCAGUUAUUGACAAGCCAGGCCGAAGCGCUUUCCAACACACCGAGUUCCGGCUUAUGCUCAAUAUCAAAGGUAUCAAGAAUCUGAUCAUAUGUGGUGUAACAACGGACGUUUGUGUAACGAGCACAAUGAGGGAUGCCAAUGAUAACAACUUUGAUUGCGUCUUGGUGAAGGACGCGUGUGCCGCCGGCGUCCUCGAAAAUCACACAAGGGCUGUCGCAUCGAUUACCGAAGAAGGGGGAAUCUUUGGCGCUGUUACAACCGUAAAAGAUGUUUUGAAUGGGUUGGGAGCUGGAUCAGUUCCGAAGAAACACAAGGAUGGAUCCAAGGUUUCCAAUCCAGAACCAAAACUGGCAGAACACUUCAAAGCUGCCUCGAAGACUAUCGUCAGUCACAAUCCAAAUCCCGAUUCGGGGAGAGAAGAUUCAGAGAUGUCUGAUUAUGAACCAAUUAUGGAACAUGACAAUGCGGUAUCAGGGGAUGAUCAUGUGCCGGGUGAAAGGAAUAAAUCUUCACGCCGUUCCACACGUAGCCGCAACAAAAAACCGAAAAUUAUUCUACCGAACUACGGAGACAGUAGUGAUGAAAGUGACGAGAUGCCUAGCUACUCAGGUGGCAAGCAAGUUACAUGA
Molecule: messenger RNA, 1452 nt
Organism: Botrytis porri
Lineage: Eukaryota; Fungi; Ascomycota; Leotiomycetes; Helotiales; Sclerotiniaceae
Exons: 2
Coding region: 1-1452 (483 amino acids)
Source: RefSeq, a predicted model, not a curated record